GCAAAAUACAGCUAGAACACUAAGAAAAUGGAGAUAAUACUUUUAAUAUGCAAUAAGAGGAUUUUAGAAUGGAAAACUACAGAAAAGAUGAGGAGACAGACAUUAGCAAAAAUUUAUUUGAAUGUAAAUACAAUAUGUUAAAAAAUAUAUAUAAAUUUCAAAUGACAAUAAGAAUAUAAACAUGUAGCAAGGAGUUCGCUACAAGUAUGAAAACAAAUUCAAACAGUUCAACGAAAAGAAAAUUAAGAAACGAUUGGAUAAAAGAAAAACCAAACGAAAUACCACAAAAAGGAAGAAAACCAAUACACAACCGGAAUAAUCAUCAUCAGAAUAGGAAGACUGUUAUUGCCUUGUUUAAAUGUCAUAAUAAUAUUAUAUGAUCAGAGAGCAGACCCGAAGAAAAAUGGAUACAAUGCACAAGUUGUAAACUGUGGGCUCAUGAAGAGUGCACAGAAGAUGGUCUUCGCGAUGUUUACCACCCUUGCGACUCUGAAUGGGACUAAAAUCAGAAUUUAUAACACAAUAUUCUCAUUGCUCGCUAAAGUUAUGAAUAAUAAAGUAGCCAAACAAUACAACCACCACAAAACAAGAAAAAUUGCGGCCGUAUCAGAUUCCAAGAGUGAGACUGUUGCAGAAACAGUAAUAUUGUUUGAAUCUUAAUGAGAUGCGGUCUGUUGUACUCGAUGUAUCUAAAGACUAAUAUCUAAAACCGAAUAUGCUGAAACUGCAAAAUUAGAUGUGACGACAUGUCCGGAGAUGAGAAUCUAUGGACAGCCCACAGUUGUCUUCCAGUUCUCAACACAGUAACCUGUCCAAAAAUAAUUUUUAUUUCCAUUUGUGUACUUUUUAUUUGUAUUUAUAUAUAUUCUAAUCAUCUUAAAAUAAGUACCACUGUAUGUUUGUGAUUAAAUUCUUUUUUUUUUUUAAGAUUCGGCCUUUUUUUCGUAAAACAGGUCGAUCAAAAUAGUUCAAAUAACUACUGAACGGUUAACAUGGGAAAAGUCCAAUAAAUAGUCAUUUCACGUAUGGAAAAUUUUCUCAACAUUCUGUGUAUACCAAAUCCGACCAAAGAAUUGGAGAAUCCCUCAGAACAAGCAACAUCUUCGUCUAUUUCAGAAUUAUUAAGAUUUUAUACGCCCGCAGCAACUCCAUUACCAAAGCCAUUCUCAUAAAAAACUCCAGACCUUCCUAUAGAAUACAUACAUUUUUAAAAAUCCAGAUUCCAUCGUUCAGAUUGGUAUUUUUUUACCAUUCACCGCAUACAUGCAAAUCUCUAAUGACGAAAUACUUGCUUCUGAUAGCCAUGGAUCUACUUUAACCCAUUUGCCUUUAGCCCUUUGUACACAUGCGUGUACAGCUAUAAAAAGAAAUAUUUUUAAUUUUUCUGUCUAUGGUUUAUUAUUUUUAAUUUCUGAAUCUAUUAAAAGAUGGCGCUAGCUACAAGAUUCAGAUAUUCUGUUGAUGACAAUGACUCAUCCUCGUAUUUUUACGAGUAGGGGAGGUAGGGGAGCAUUGGGCAGUCGGGAGGUUUGGGCACCCCCUCAUUUCUCCAAAACUUUCAUAGAUAUUUUUUGUUUUCUACCACAGCACUAUACUUUAUUCACUAGCAACACCGCUUAUCUAAAGUGUCAGCUGUCAUUUCACUUGGUUGUCAAGUUACAUGCGCGUAACGGUUUGCUGCGUACAGAAGUAAAUAUUUUAUUUGUGAUUUGAUGUAACUUAUCAAAGAAAUCUGCAAGAACGUGACAAUGCCGUUUUCAUUUAAAAAGAAAAAUAAGCGACGUGAAAUCCCUAAAGAUAUUAUUUUGCGCGCAUUGGAAGAAGUUUCCAAAGGUGCUAAAAUUAAAAGUACUGCGAAUAAAUAUGACAUACCAAGAUCUAACCUUCAAAGGUAUAUCAAGCAGGGUGGUGUCGUAAAAGAUAAUUCUUGUAAAUUUAUAUCGUCUCAAAUAUUCACAAAAGAUGAAGAAGAGAAAAUUUCGGAAUAUCUUGUAACAUCUUUUAAACUAAACCAUGGACUAUCAAAACUGAAAACACGCGAAUUGGUUUAUGAAUACGCCACUGCCAUUAAAAAGAAAAUACCAGAUAACUGGACAGAGAAGAAACUUGCAUCCAAAGACUGGAUAAGGGGAUUUUUUAAAAGACAGCCUCAACUUUCGAUAAGGACACCAGAGGCUACCAGUCUGUCACGGGCCACAAGCUUCAAUAAGACAAAUGUCGGAAAUUUUUUUGAAAAUCUUAAAACUGUGUAUGAACGGCAUCGCUUCGGCCCUGAGUCUAUUUACAAUAUAGACGAAACUGGAUUAUCAACGGUGCAACGAACCCAGAAAGUGAUUGCUCUCAGAGGCACUAAGCAAGUUGGGCAAGUAACGUCAGCUGAAAGAGGGACGCUUGUAACGGUUUGCUGCGGUAUUAAUGCAUUGGGUAACUCAAUACCACCAUUUUUCAUAUUCCCACGGGUUAAUUUCAAAACAUAUAUGCUAAAUGAUGCCCCUGUUGGUUCAGAUGGAGCAGCACAUCCUUCAGGGUGGAUGACAUCACCAAAUUUUUUAAAAUAUAUUCACCAUUUCGCCAAACACGCAAAACCAACGCCUUCAUCGCCAGUUCUUUUGCUGCUGGACAAUCAUGAGAGCCAUAUUUCAGUACCAGUUCUCGAUUUUUGCAAACAAUCAGGCAUUGUUUUAAUGACUUUCCCACCACACUGCAGCCAUAAACUGCAACCUCUAGACCUGACUGUCUAUGGACCACUGAAAACUUAUUAUAACACUGCUGUAACAGAUUGGAUGGUAAGCAAUCCGGCCAAAACAGUAACAAUUUAUGAAAUACCAAAAUUAGCAGCAAAAGCCAUUCCACUAGCAUUCAAGUUGCAGAAUAUUCAAAGUGGAUUUGAAAAAUCUGGCAUAUGGCCAUUGAAUUCAAAUAUUUUCUCCGAUGAAGAUUUCGCUUGUUCUUUUAUAACUGAUCGCUGCUUGUCGGAAGAGGGUAAUGUUCCUUCAGAACAAUCUAUUUCAGACCAACCUGUCACUGAACAGCCUUCAACAGGGGAAAAUCAGAGUCUAGAGGAUCGUACAAGUUCAAAUGUGGAAGUCAUUGGGCCAUCUCAACUGGAAUCUCCCUCUACAAGUCAAAUUAGUGGCACUGUCAAUGUAACACCUGAUGUAGUAAGACCGUAUCCGAAGGCCGGCCCCAGGAAAUUGCAGGGUAUGAAACGGAAGAAGGGAAAAACUAGAAUAUUGACGGACACACCCGAGAAAAGACUUAUAGAAAUGGAAGAAGAAGAAAGACAAAGAAAAAAUAAGAUCAAAGAGCUCAACAAAAAUAGAAAAUGCUUCAAAAAUACAGGACAGAAAAAAAUUCCGAAACUUGCUGAUGAAUUUACUUCCAAACUAGAGAAAAACAGGAAAAUUAGCAGCGAUGAUGAAAUAGAAAAUGUUUCAGUUUCUGACGAAACCGUUGUUGAGUCGGAAGAUUUUGAUGAAGACGAUGUGAUCGUUCUGGAUAGAAAUUUCCAGAUCAAUAACUUUGUAUUAGUGAAAUUUGACACCAAAAAAACUGUCUACCAUUAUGUUGGAAUAAUCGAAGAUGUUAAUCAGACGAUGGCAACUGUAAAAUUUAUGAGAGUGAGUAAGUUAAGAAAUACUUUUAUAUUUCCUGACAUCGAGGACGUAGCCAGUGUCCUCCUGGAGGAUAUAAAGACAAAAUUGCCUACACCAACGACAUGGAUGAAACGUGGCAGCUUAAAAUAUAAAUUUGACAAGCCUCUAUGGAUCAUACCAAAUAUAAGAUAAGUUUAAUUAAGUCUAACAUCGUGCAGUACUGAUUCUAAGUCACAUUGUUAAAUUUUUCUAAAAUCUAUGAUAAGAAAAAAUGUUUGUAUUACAAUUUUUUAUAGUAAUGUUAUAUAAUACUUAAGCCUAGUAGUAUAGUAAAGCAAUUUCGUGCAUAUUAAAUACAGUGCCCAAACCUCCCUACAUGGGUGCCCAAACCUCCCGACCGCCGGGAGGUUUGGGCACUUUGGACAUGUGUUCGAAGAUCUCUUGUAACUUUGAAACUAAUUACAAUAUUGAAACUUUUCUUAAUAAUAAUUACUACCAUAUGUGUGCUCCCUAUAUUAGGAAUAAAAUUUUGAUUAUGAUAAAAAAUAACAGUUUUAUUAACAUUUAUGUAAAAAAGUGCCCAAUGCUCCCCUAUCUCCCCUAAAAAUAAUUACGCCAAACUCAAAGAAGUUAUUGAAGCUGUAAUUGCUGAUGAGAAUGAUGAUGCGGAAUAUGACGUCUUAUUGUUACCUCCUGAACUUGCCGUUGUGAGUGACGAAGAAGGAAAUGAUGACGAUUUUACAUGUUCAAUUUUGCCCAAAGAAGUUCCAGGGACCAUUGAAAUAAUUUCACGUAGAUCGAAUUUUGAUACAUCGGAUUGGGAAGACAGUGAUGAUGAACCAUUGUCAAAUCAGGCUGGCCCAUCUAAAGGAUCACGAACCCAAGAUACUCCUGUUUGGAGAAAAACACAACCCGUAUAUACCAUGACAAUAAAACUAUCCGAUAGUGUACUAUGCAGAAAAAAGUUCUUGUUAUAAAAUUUAAAGAUUAUAGUCACACAAAAUUAUUUGAAAGCUAUUUUGACGAUAAUGUCAUGAAAAUAAUCGUCGACAACAGCAUACUUUAUGCAGGACAGAACAAUAGACACAAUUUUCAUUUAGAUGAUAUCGAUUUGAGAAAAUUUUUAGGUAUAUUGUUACUUACAGGAUAUCAUGAGCUGCCUUCAGAACGAUCUUAUUGGAGUUUAGAUGAAGAUCUCGGAAUAUCACUGGUGGCAAAUUGUAUGUCAUGUAAUCGAUUUGUAGAUAUAAAAAGAAAUUUACAUUUUGUAGACAAUUCUUUAACUGGUAAUUCAAAUGAUAGAAUGUUCAAAGUUAGAUCACUAUGUGAGCUUAUUCAAAAGAACUAAUGCGAAUGGGGUGUUUUUUAUGACACAUUAUCGGUGGAUGAAUCAAUGAUAAAGUAUUUUGGCCGUCAUCCUGCCAAACAAUUCAUUAUGGGAAAACCUGUUCGAUUUGGAUAUCGCAACUGGGCUACUACUAGCUCUGACGAUUAUUGUUACACCUUUGAUGUUUAUUUUGGCAAGACAAAUAAUGGAUCGAAUGACCCGUUGGGAUCAAGAGUAGUCAAGUCGCUGUUAGCAAAGAUGCCAAUUGUACCCAAUGAGCACGUUGUGUAUUUUGACAACUUCUUUACGAGUUACCAGUUGCUGAAUGAUCUCCGUAUGUUAAGUUACAGAGCAACAGGAACUUUUAAAGAUAAUAGAACCAAGAAGUGUCCUGUGACAUCAGUAAAGGAUAUGAAAAAACAACCAAGGGCUAGUUACGAUUAUCGUUUUGACACAAAAAAUUAAAUAACAAUCGUGCGAUGGAAAGAUAAUAGUAUAGUUACAAUGGGUUCAAACUUUGACGACAUUAAACCUUUAGGUAAAGUAAAAAGAUGGUGUAACGAGCGUAAACACAAGGUGGACUUCAAUAUUCCAAAGUUGUUUAUAAAUUAUAACAAAGGAAUGGGCGGUGUAGAUCAAAUCGACUAAUCCAUUAAUCUAUAUAGAGUAGCCAUAAAAGGGAAAAAGUGGUGGUGGGUAUUAUUUACAUACCUUAUAGACAUGGCAAUGUCAAAUGCUUGGCGGUUGCAUGUACUAAUAAGCAAAGAGGACGAAAAUAUUACUUAUGUGGACCAGUUGACAUUCAGACGAAUGGUGGCACGAGCGUAUCUACAGCCUACAAAGGCGACAAGUCGCCCAACGUCGUCUUCAGUUCUGGGACUUGACCGAAAAAAUUAUGGUCAUAACCCAGAACGCGUAGAAAAACCAUUGAGAUGUGUUAUUUGUCACAAUCGGGUUCGUUGGUGUUGCGAACUAUGUCAAAAAAACGCUUUGUGUCGAGCGCCCUUGCUUUGGACAGUUUCACACUUAAUCCGCCAACUGUACCCACCCGAGUACACCAUUAUAAUCUCGGACCUGGAUAUUUUUAAUUUUAUUUUUUCUUAUAUUCCUUUAAUUCAGCUCAUAAUAAGUUAAUAAAUAGCAUUUGAAAAUA
Messenger RNA from Galleria mellonella (greater wax moth), 6076 nucleotides. RefSeq lists its product as uncharacterized. Gene Ontology annotation, cellular component: nucleus. The transcript is spliced from 2 exons. The coding region runs from base 1749 to 3788 and encodes 679 amino acids. Gene Ontology annotation, molecular function: DNA binding. The record is from RefSeq and is a predicted model, not a curated record. NCBI's taxonomy places the organism in Eukaryota, Metazoa, Arthropoda, Insecta, Lepidoptera, Pyralidae.